AGACAGAGAAAGGCCCCUCCAGCUGCCCCUCCUGCAGCUCCCCAAACUGUCUUCCAAGCAGCGCCACAGGCAGCUCCUCAAGCACCACCACAAGCCCCAUCUCGGAAAUUCCAGGUUGUCGAGAAAAGAAAGAAGCCCGCAAAGCCAAAAGCGGACCCCCUCUUUAAACCAGAAUAUACCAAAAUCAACAGAGAAAUUAUUGUUGAAACCACCGCCCCAUCUGACGCCAACCCCUCCGAGAUCAGCACCCUUGUCAACGCAAGAAUUCAGGACGAAUCUUGCCACUUUAUCUCAGCAAGAAGAACACCCAAAGACAAUUUCAUCCUGGAAACAAAAUUCAUCACCCCGGCAACAAAGGCAAUGGAAUAUACCAAAGAAAUCGAAGAGGCCCUCCUCACCCUUCAAGUACCGGUCGUUAAUAUCCGCGCAAACUCUAAAUGGUCAAAGUUCCUUCUCCACGGAAUCCCCACAACGAUCGGGGAGGGCAUCGAGGCAGGACAAUUGGUAGCAUCUGAAAUCAGAAGCAACUAUGGAGAGGAAUUCCAACUUGCCCAGGUUCCCCGCUGGAUCUCCAGAGCAGAGACUCGAAUGGAAAAAACCCACUCAUCAAUGGUCAUUGCGCUCCCAGGACAAAUCACUACGGAAACACUAGGAGUCAAAUUCCUAUCCCUCUUCAACCGAAGAUGCCAUAUCGAGGCUUUCCUCCCAACCUUCCCAGACACCCAGUGUGCGAAAUGCCUAGAAUACGGCCACCGCCAGGAGAAAUGCAAAAACAACGGGAAAUGCGGCCAUUGCGCCGGAGAUCACCUCACCAGCUUCCACUCAUGCAAUGAAUGCCAGGGAGGAUACAAAUGCACCCACACCCCAAUCAGAUGCCUGAACUGCAAAGGAAUCCAUAAGGCCUCCGACCCAGCAUGCCCCGAAAGAGUCAAACGCCGAUUCCUCAACAAAGGAAAGGAAAACGCCCUACCCGCCCAAGACCCACCUGCCGCACCCGCCCAAGAGUUACUGCCAAUAAUUCAAGUACCAGCUACCGCCCCGGUCGAAGUCGCACCCGCGGCGGUGGAGGAAGCGGAAACAGAUUCUAACAUAUUUUUUCUACUAUUACAAGAACCAUGGAUCUCAACAGAGGGAUACCCACCAGAAUCAAACCUCUUUUACCUUUUUACAGCCAGCAAUACCAAUACAAAAUGCGCAACAUACGUCCGCAAACAUUCCAACCUCAAACCAAAACACCACUACACAUAUGAUAACUUCAUAGUAUCGAUUACGGUAGAAAUCCAGAACAAGAAAACCCAAAUCCUAAACAUAUACUCCCCAGGCCGAAGUGGCCCCUUCGCCCAAAUAGCAAGUACAAUCCAAACCCUUGACAAUUGCCUAGUAAUGGGAGACUUCAACUGCCACCAUCAAAUGUGGUACGGAGUAAAUUCACAUGAAUACAGAAACAACAUUCGAGCAGACCGCGUCAAUGGUGCUCGGCUAAAACAAUGGAUAACGCGACAGAAAUUGACCCUCCUGAAUGAACCAGGAGUCUACACGCAUUUCCCCAGAGACAGAGGGAAAAGGCCCACAAUCAUCGACCUCACGUUCGUAAAAGGCCCGAUACUUGACCACAACCUACGAUGGAGCACUGAACCCUACGGAGCGGGCUCAGACCACGGGAGAACCUCUGUCCAUCUACACUUGGAAAAACCACCCUUUGUACCAAGACGAAUGUGGCGACAAACAGACUGGAAGCUAUUGGAUAACCACAUAUCAAACCUUUCCCUCCCCGCAGAGGCAUGGGAGACCAAGGAACACACGGAACAAACGGUUGAAUUCUUCCUAGAGCUGGUCAAGUCAACAAUCAACAUAGUUACGCCACUCUCGAAGGAGGGGGUAAGAGCUAACUCCUGGUGGUCAGACAAACUGAAACAAAUGAAGGCAAAAGUAAACUCGGCAGGAAGGAAGGCGAGAAAUACAAAGAACCCAAACCAUGUGGAGGAACACCGGAAGGCAUGCAGAGAAUGGACAGUCAUGAUCCGGAAGGCAAAAGCAGACCAGCGGGAAAAGACGAUGAACGAAGCGAAAGGUAGUGAGGUCUGGAGAGUCCUUAAUGCAGGAAGGAGAAGAGACACAAUCAUACCAACCAUACAAGGUGAAGAAACGUUUGCGGGGAAGUGCCAAGCUCUAAGAGCCCAACUUUUCCCCUCAAAACGGACGCCCCCCGAUCAUCCCCCCCUAAACAUUAGACCCCCCUCUUUUGACCUAAGCAACACUUUCGACAUAGUUACCCCUGAAGAACUCAAGAAAGCAAUCGACUCCUGCCCAGCGCAUUCGGUGACCGGCCCGGAUGGCAUUCCCUACACCUUUAUCAAAGCAAUAGUUAAAGCGAACACAACUCUAAUCCAAGACAUGGUCUCCGCUAUGCUUCGGCACGGAGUACAUCCAGCGGAAUGGAAAAUAGCAAAGUGCAUCCCGAUCCCGAAACCCGGCAAGGCAAACUAUCACGAAGCAAAAGCAUAUCGGCCCAUCUCCCUCCUACAAUGCUUCAGCAAAAUCCUGGAGAAAAUAGUGGCUCAAAGACUCUGCAUCUCCGGAGAAAUCCUAUGCACACUCUCAGCGAAUCAAUUUGGAGGAAGACCAACCAUCUCAGCAGUCGACGCCCUCUUAAGAACCCAAACACCAAUCCAACAAAACCUAUUACUGAAAAACAGCACCGGAGUCGCCCGGCGGGACAGACCAGCGAUCCUAACCAACGACAUCCAGGGAGCAUUUAACUGUUGCAAGGAAUUCAACACCGGCAGAAAACUACAGUUCCAAUUCAACCAGGAGCUAGAGGAACCACAGCCCUAUGAUUCCGGAGUGCCGCAAGGUAGCCCCAUGUCCCCGGUACUAUUCAUGAUUUAUGCCGGAGUAAUCCUGGACCCAACACACAGCCCGAAAGAGAUGGACACUACAUACAUCGAUGAUGAUGCGCUGGUGCAAAUAUCCAAAACACCAGGCUUCAUAAUUAAAAGAAUGGAGAAACGUAUGAGAGAAAGACUAAUAAAAGCCGAGCCACUCCAAAUUAAAUACGAUCUGGAUAAAUCCGACCUGAUCUUCUUCCGCCCCACCACAUCAUCCAUACAACAACCACGACUUCCAGUCAAAAUCAAUAAUACCGCUAUAUACCCCAAAGAGAGGCUGAAAUAUGUAGGAGUCUGGAUAGAUCCGACCCUCUCCUUCCGGCCCCAUGUCGAAGCAGCGAUUGCUAAAGGCCUGAAAGCCCUCCACCAAAUCCGAAACACUGCCCGCCUGCCAGGCAUAACAGUUAAGACAGUGCACCACCUAAUAACACAAGGCUUCCUUCCAAGCCUGCUCUACGGAUCCGAGGCUUGGUGGACUGGCGCAGACCACAUUAUAAGAUCCCUCGAACCACUAUACAAUGAAGCGGCCCGGGUCAUCACCGGCCUACCACGAUGGACCAAGAGAGCUAAACUCCUCCGAGAAGCAGGCCUACCCCCCCCUAGAACAUCUCCUGACAUAUCGCUCAAGAAACUCCUCCCAUACAGAGAAGCAAAUAUCAAAGGAACAGGCCUACACCGAAUCGCCUCCCUCUUACUCCCAUAUCAAACCCCCGGAAAUGCGAGAGACAAGUGGAAUCAAAAUAAACUACUACGCGACCACCUAUUGGAAGAAUGGAAUACACAACCAAUACCGAAAUAUCACCACCGGGGGGAAUUCCGCCCCCCUCCCAAGAUUGCGAAACUCACCCUUACGGAAGCAAAAAAAGUAUUUCGAAUCCGGUGCCAAACCACCCGAAUCGACAAACACGCAAUAUAUACAGACCCCGAACCAUGCCAGUGUGGUAUGGAAAACUCAGCGAAACAUACACUUAUGGAAUGCCCAGCAUGGGCUCGAAUCCGCGCCUCUUUGAUAGAGAAGAUCCCAGGAGCGAUGACCUGGGGAAACUGGAUGUUUACAAACCUGAGAACGGAUCUUAUCCUACAAUUUGCAAAAAAAUCUCAACUCUCGAAAUGGUACGAGUCGGCGGAGGCGGAGGCGGACCUGGAAGAGGGGAUGGAAGAAAAUGAUUAG
Molecule: messenger RNA, 4059 nt
Organism: Morchella sextelata
Lineage: Eukaryota; Fungi; Ascomycota; Pezizomycetes; Pezizales; Morchellaceae
Exons: 5
Molecular function (GO): catalytic activity
Source: RefSeq, a predicted model, not a curated record